This is a messenger RNA of Cyprinus carpio (common carp), 3471 nucleotides long. RefSeq lists its product as uncharacterized. The record is from RefSeq and is a predicted model, not a curated record. NCBI's taxonomy places the organism in Eukaryota, Metazoa, Chordata, Actinopteri, Cypriniformes, Cyprinidae.
UUAUGCAUAUAUUACAUGGAUCUUUUCAUGUAUUCUUUGUGAUAAUUUAGUCAUUUUGAUGCACUCAAGUUGAUGUACUGUGGGAUUGAUCGGCAAACAUACCAUCAGUGGAAUAGUUCAUAAACUUUAGCAAAAUGCUGUAAAGAUAACUAUGAAGAUACAUUUUACUAGUAAUUAAUAAAAAUGUUUUAUCAAACAACUGAAUAAAAAGACUUUAUUAGGUAACAUUUAAAACGUGAGGUGAAAAUGUUAUUUAAUAUGAAUCAGAGAUUUUUUCUCGUGGUUGUGUGCUUCCUGUUCACACUUGCUGAUGGCAAACAUAACAUGGUUUAAAAAAAUCUUGUUCUCAGACUUAUUGACCUUUUGGCGUAGUUCAUCUCUUACAACCAAAAUGAACAGUUCACCAUCAAAAUAUACUGUAUGAUUUUACAGAUUCUUCUGUGUUUUAAAAUUGAUAAAAAAAAAACUGUUUAGGUAGAAAUUUCAUAUAACAUUCAGAACGUCACUUUCAAAAAAGUUGCUGUAUCUUCAGUCUUAUACCUUAUUUAAGACUGGUGACGUUCAACCACAACUUUCCACUGACUCUAGAUAAUCACUGAGCAUUUCCGUGGUUGUGCUUUUAAGGGGAGACUUGAUCAACACUUUGAUAAAAAUAUUAAAGAUCAUUAUAAGAAGGAAUUUGAAAAUUUUACUAACUUGUGUGAGUUUCUGAAGGCAUCAUGUGGAUUAUACACCCUUUGUUUAUUAUUACUCUUUGUAUGUUUCUCUUCAGUGUGCUGGCAGGUAACAACAAUAAAAAUGCAGGAAGCACAUCUUGUGAAUAUCUUCAUCCGUUGAUGUAUGCCAUCAUCUGUUUCCUCGCUGCCAUAGUUGUUAUUCUCCUGAUACUUCUGAUUAAAAUGUUCAUGUCGAUGCAAAGCGCCAUGAAAAGAGACACUAGCCAUACAACCAGCGACACAAGAGAAUCAACUGCUUUGUGUCAGAACAAUGCAUUAAGUGUCUCCCCUACUUCAGGCAAUGGUGCAGAUAAUUCAUCCUCUACUAGUUCUGAAGGCUCGCUGUCAGAUAUUUCCACUACCUCUCAACGGUAUGUAAGCCUUGAAGACCGUCGAAAGACUUCUGACUACAUAAAUGUUUCAGAAACUGCUUCCAUUGGACUAGUGGACUUGAAAAAAAUGGAUACAGACUAUGUGAAUGUUCAAGAGUCCCAACAGAAAAAGGCAAAAAGAAAAGGCCACUUGAGCGGUGAUGACGGUACGACAAGUUUUAGCAGCGAUGAUUCUACUCUGAAUUACUCCAAGGUUGUCUUUACUAAGACAGAGAAGUAAAAGAUUUAAUUAGUAGCUUCAUGAAAAUGGGCUUAAAAGGAUCAGUCACUCAGAAAUGAAAAUUAUGUCAUCAAUUACCCAACCUCAUGUUGUUUCCUUGUCUGUGGAACAAAAAAAAAUAUUAGGAAGAAUGUUUUCAACCAUACAAUUAAAAAGUCAGUGGGGUCCAAAAUAACAUUUCAUUGAUAGACAAAGAUAUAUAAAAAUCUUAUUUUAAGUUAGUCAUGCAAAUUUGGAACAACAGUAAAUAAUUAGAUGAAUUUUCCAUUUAAUAUUUUUUAAGAAGAUGUGCAUGUAUUCAAUUAAAAAUACAAAUGAAAACAUACAAUUUUAAACAAGGUUCCCAUAAACACAAGGAAUGGGGAUGCAUUUAAAAAAAAAAAUUCCAAUGCAUUUUCGGGUGUGCAUUUUAGUGCAUUUUUCAGAUCAUAAAACACCACAUCCUGACAGGAAGGAACCAGACAUGCAUCUGUGAAAGUUUAACAGUAAUAAAUAACUACUCUAAAUGUGCAGUCAUCAAAUGUUGUACUGUGAUAACAAACAUGCCCCUUUUCAACAUCGACAUUUUAUGCUUUUCCACCAACCAAGCAUCAUUUUUCUUUUUGGGCCCGAGGGAAACCAUUAAAAACUCACAUGAUGCAAUGCAAAAUUUCUCAGGAAUAUUGUUAUAAAAGGAUAAUUUUAAAAUAGAACUUAUCCCAGAUGUAUCCCAGUACCACCACAUUUAAUAUUUGAUAUUUUCAGGUUUAAUAUUUUAUAUUUAUGUCACAUCAAAAUUGCAAUAUUAUGGUGAAUCCCAUCAACUUGCAUUGCCAGUGUCCCACCACUUGGUGGUAUCAACAGCUCUGCCUGAGCUACUAUAUGGCGAUGUAGUAAACAUUAUGAAAAGUCUGUUAGGAUGUGAACUUUAUGUUAAAAUGUGGUGUUAUUUGUUGCACAUUUCUACAUGAGCUGAUUCCAAGAUCACACUGAAACAUAUUCAAUGUUAUAUCAUCUUUCUAAUUUUAAGGCCAAUCCUAACCACACAUUGCAAUAUCUGAUCAACACAGACUCUGAAAAUAACCCAAAAGGACUAUAAAAGUCACCCUCUUUAUUCUGAUAAGACACAGCUGUUUAAAUAAUUAGAGGAGGCAUCCAAGUUCCAGGAAAAACUUCUAUUUUGAGUUAGCGUUUGAAUUGAAUUCAUUACAAAAUUAGUUGUGUUUUGCGGCACUCCUUUCAGGUACUGCACAGAGACCUCUUUUAAAUUCAACUUCCAGAAUGGAAUAAUUGUAGUUCAGUUAACUUAAAGAGCAAAUUUUGUGUCAUAGAAGCUUUGCAACAAACAUGCCGCCUGCAUGUGGUUCUGUUUAAGAUUGAAAUACAGUUCACUUCAUAACAGAUGCUGAAGUUAAAGAGUGUUCCAUCUUUAGUGGCAGGGCAAAAAAGAAAUUCCGUUGCAUUGCUCACAUCCGACUAAUAAUGGCCUUUGAUCUGUCUGUUUCAUUAAAUACUCAGCUGCGAGCGCAUCAUGUAGAUUGUUCUUAAUAAAUUUAUAAUGAAACUUAACCUUUUUCUUUAUAUAAAAAAGUGUCAUUGUCACAUAAUCAAACAUUUAAUUACAAAAGUGUUUUUUUCGCAGGCAGUAAAAAGAAAUUGACUAUUGCACAAUGUAAAGCAAUGAUACAGGGAGGAUUCCAGUCAUUUUUUGGCACAUCCGCGGAGGUUUGGCCUGUGAAAUUUGGUGGUUUGGUUAAACAACAGCACUCUGUUUUUCAGGAAUCCCCAUUAAAAAAACUAUUCUCCUAAUAUAAGCCAUACCAUACAAAUAUUAAUUUAAGAUUCUGACAUGUAAUCUCAAGCUUUGCACAAAGUUUACUUAGUGUUUACCAGUUCAUUGCUAAUAAGCCAGUGUAAUCUUAUUAAGUUGUAAAACUUAAAUAACCAAUGAUAGAAAGGGAAAAACAAAGAACAGUGGUUGUAAGCUGUCAUUAAAAUGUCUUAAUAGCUCCGUUUGAUGUUGAAAGCUUCAGUAUGUAAACAGUAUCACAAUCGCAUAAUGAUUAAAAAAAAAAAAAAAAAACUGGAAUGUGUUUAAUUUCUUUUGUGUAAUUAAAGUUUAACCACUGAAAACUUACACCAAUAAACUUCUCUUGCCUUAUUA